Molecule: messenger RNA, 360 nt
Organism: Drosophila innubila
Lineage: Eukaryota; Metazoa; Arthropoda; Insecta; Diptera; Drosophilidae
Product: adenylate cyclase, terminal-differentiation specific-like
Exons: 1
Coding region: 1-360 (119 amino acids)
Source: RefSeq, a predicted model, not a curated record
AUGGUGGUGCAGCAGCAGCAACAACAACUUGACAACGCCUUUGGCAUGAUUGAAGAGCUGCAGGCUCAAAUAGAGCAGCCGGUGCUACGGCAGCAAGGUCUGCAGCAGCCGGUGCUUCGGCAGCAAGGCCUGCAGCAGCAGUCGGUGCUACGAGAGCAAGGACAGCAGCAGCAGUCGGUGCUACGGCAGCAAGGCCUGCAGCAGCAGUCGGUGCUACGAGACAGCAGCAGGACACAGCAGCAGUCGGUGCUGGGACAAGGACAGCAACAGUCGGUGCUACGGCAGCAACCUGCAGCAGCCGGUGGUGUUGCACCCCGUGUGGUCGUACCCGGUACGACAGUAAACAACAAAGUAAGUUAA